AUGCACUCGACCUCGGGUCACGCACUCGACCUCGGGUCAUGCGCUCGACCUCGGGUCACGCGCUCGACCUCGGGUCAUGCGCUCGACCUCGGGUCACGCGCUCGACCUCGGGUCACGCGCUCGACCUCGGGUCAUGCGCUCGACCUCGGGUCACGCGCUCGACCUCGGGUCAUGCACUCGACCUCGGGUCAUGCGCUCGACCUCGGGUCAUGCACUCGACCUCGGGUCAUGCACUCGACCUCGGGUCAUGCACUCGACCUCGGGUCAUGCGCUCGACCUCGGGUCACGCGCUCGACCUCGGGUCAUGCACUCGACCUCGGGUCAUGCGCUCGACCUCGGGUCACGCGCUUGACCUCGGGUCAUGCACUCAAUAUUUAUGAAGAUAUGUAA
Procambarus clarkii (red swamp crayfish) is the source of this 390-nucleotide messenger RNA. NCBI's taxonomy places the organism in Eukaryota, Metazoa, Arthropoda, Malacostraca, Decapoda, Cambaridae. The record is from RefSeq and is a predicted model, not a curated record.